UAGUUGGGUUUGUGUUGUGAUCGGCAGCUAUGAUCUCAAUAUGAUUACUAGAAUAUUAGUAAUUUUUAGUAUUUUAGGUUUAAGCAGUGCACAGUUGGUACAAUUUGGACAGUGUAAUCCGAAUAUCGCUUUGCAGACGAAUUUUAAUCCUUCAAGAUUCCUCGGCACGUGGCAUGGAAUCGCUAGAGCUGAUAAUAAUCUACAAAAUGGCGACUGUGCAGUUCUCGAAUUGACACAGAACAAUAAUGUUAUCAAUAUAAGAAAUACAGCUGUUAAUAACAAUUUCUACGAAGAAAUAACCGGCACAGCAUCAAUUGAACAGGGUACAGCGAAAUACACGCUCAACCUGAAUGGCGUGCAGAAUCCUGUCGAUUUCUGGAUAUUAACUACGGACUAUGAUAACUUCGCUGUUGGAUAUGCCUGUCAAAACAUUGGAAAUGUACAGCGAAGCGUGUACCUUUGGCAGUUGGGACGAGCGACUUCAUAUCCCACCGAGAUGAUGGAAGCUCUCGUUAACACAACCAUAAGCAACCUUCUUGGCAUCGACACAUCAGCCUUACGAAGAAUUGAACAUUCAGAUAACGCCUGUUACAUCCUACCAGAUAUCCCUGACAACCAAUCAGUGAUACUUCCUGGACAAUGUAACACUAAUAUGAGUGUCGUUACCAACUUCAACGCUGCCAGGUUCGGUGGAGUAUGGCAUCAAAUAUCGAGAUAUUACACAGAAAACGAAAGUGGAUCUUGCAACCGAGCGGAAUACACGUUAUCAGACGGCGGAGUCAUCGUACUUAACAGUCAAGUGGUUAAUCAAAGAUUAGAGACAAUCAGCGGCAGAGCAGCUGUUAGCAGUACUGAUGGAUCCGCUAAAUUAAUUGUCAACUUAGAAGUAGCACCAAACGUUUUUUCAACAGCAGAACUCUGGGUGUUGGCGACUGACUAUGUCAACUAUGCCGUGUCCUAUAACUGUGUCAACCUUGAUAAUAAUCGAAGAAGAGUGCGGAGUUGGAUCCUUAGCAGGCAAAGACAAUUAUCAGGGGUGUCACAACAAGCGGUUAACGAAUUGAUUAGAUCUGAAGUGGACUUGAACACUAGAUUCUACCAACAGACGGACCAAUCCGAUGCGGGAUGCUUUUAUUUCCCUGAACCAGUUGCGAACGAGCCUGUUGUGUUCCCUGGACAAUGUGACAUGAGUAUACCAGCCAUGCCUAACUUCCAACCCGAUAGAUACAUGGGUUUAUGGCAUGAUAUAGAAUCUUAUCCAUCGGUAUUUCAAACUGGAUCCUGUAACAAUGCUCUGUACACUCUGACUGGAGGAAUAGUGCGAGUGUUCAAUACUCAAGUGAUCAACGAGACAUUGGACACUAUGGAGGGUGUCGCUGUUCUUGCCUCGACUGACGGGACAGCUAAACUCACAGUUUCAUUCCCAAUCGCCGGCACCAAUCUCACAACCUCAACCGACUACUGGGUUUUAGAUACGGAUUAUUCCAGCUAUUCGUUAGUGUACUCUUGCACAAAUAUGGGUAACGAUCGAAGACAAGUAUACGCUUGGAAAUUGAGCAGAUCAAAACAACUAACCGCAGCCGCCAAUAUUGCUAUAAACACUGUUGUAAAUAACGUCCAAGUUUUGGAUCAAAGAUAUUUCGUGGCCAAAGAUCAGUCGGCCGCGGGCUGUUUCUAUUACCCCGAGCCGCAGACCAACGUGCCUGUCCGUUUCCCGGGACAAUGUGAUCUAAAUGUACCUGUCGUGACAGGAUUUUCUAUGCAACAGUUCCAAGGUAUAUGGUACGAAGUGGAAGCGUACCCUAAAGAACAACAGACUGGUCAGUGCGUGUACCACACAUACAGCACUGGUACAGGGAAUACAUUGAACUUGGUAUCAUCAAGUGUCACUGAUCAAUUCCUCGGACUUACAAAUUCAGUUCUGGCGUUUGAAUCGACAGAUUCAAGCGGCAGAUUAACUUUGAGAAUGCAAACAAACUCUGGAGAAAUCGUUAUUCCAUUCUGGAUUCUAAGCAUAAAUUAUAAUGAUUUCGCGUUGGCCUACAGCUGUAUUAAUGAUGGAACCGACUUCAGAAAGGUUUUCAGUUGGAAGCUAAGUCGUUCAAAGCAGCUAUCCGCAGCAGCGAACACAGCGAUUACUACAGUAAUGGCUAACAAUGUUGUACUUGAUAAUCGCUACUACCAGAACAUCGAUCAAUCUGAUAGCGCCUGUUUCUAUCUACCCGAUAUACCAUUAGGACAGCCUGUUGUAUUACCGGGACAAUGUAACCAAAAUAUACCCGUCGUGCAAAACUUCGACGUUGCUCGUUACUUAGGACGUUGGCGUCUGAUAGAAAGUUAUUUCACGGAGCAACAAACGGGCACUUGCCACGAUGCUACUUACACAUUGAAUAAUAACAUAGUAGAUGUUUACAACACACAAGUUAUUAACCAACAACUGGACACAAUAAAUGGCACCGCGACUCUCGCGACUACUGAUGGUAGCGCUAAACUACUGGUCAACUUCCCUGGAACACCAGCGCCAGCGGAAUACUGGGUUUUAGAUACUGACUACGAUUCUUACGCCCUAGUCUACAGCUGUAGGAAUAUCAACAAUCAACAACAAAGAGUUUUUGGCUGGAAACUCAGUCGUACCAGGAAUUUAACACCAGCAGCGGUUAACAACAUCAAUAGAGUUAUUAACACCGUGGACGUCCUCAACAACCGUUUCUUCGAAAUCAUCGACCAAUCAGAUUCCGGUUGCUUCUACUAUCCAGUGCCCAGCAACAAUCCUGUUGUUUUCAGAGGACAGUGUGAUCCUAAUAUAAGAGUGGUCACUGGCUUUGACGUAGCUAGGUAUUUGCUUUUAUGGCACGAUAUCGAAUCUUACCCUACACCAUUCCAAGAUGGAUCUUGUCCGAAUGCCUUCUACGAUUUAGGAGCAGGAGCUGUUGACGUGUUUAAUUCUCAAGUUAUAAACCAAACAUUAGAUACGAUCAGAGGUGAAGCAGUUUUAAGAGACUCUACUGACGGAAGUGCGAAACUACUCGUUACCUUUCCUAUUGUUGGAACUAAUUUUACUAUCACAACCGACUACUGGGUCUUAUCAACUGACUACUCUUCGUACGCUUUAGUAUACAGCUGUACGAAUAUUGACGAAGAAACAUCACAAGUGUCCAGUUGGAAGCUUAGCAGAACUAAACAACUAACAACUCAGGCUACGAAUGCUAUAAACUCAGUAAUCAAUACUAUACCCGUGUUGGACCAACGUUACUAUCAAGCCAGAGAUCAGAGCGCAGCUGGCUGCUUCUAUUACCCUGAACCUGAACCAGGCAUGCCAGUCAUAUUCCCAGGCCAGUGCGACACCACCAUCGCAGCUGUUCCCAACUUCAAUCUGAACUUGUUCCAAGGUGUUUGGAAUGAAAUCGAAGCGUAUCCAAAAGACCAACAAACAGGUCAAUGCGUCAAUCAUCAGUACACAUUCAAUCCUACAGCAAACAGCCUGAAUCUAGUCUCAUCUAACGUUCUCAAUGAAACAUUAAGAACCUCUAACGGCGUGGUCACUAUCAACUCUGUGGAUAAUAGUGGAAGACUGUUGAUUACUCUAACUGAUGGUAUUGUGAUACCCUUCUGGGUGCUGAGCACCGACUACUCUAACUACGCUUUGGCCUACAGCUGCGUCAACCGAGGAUCAGAUUAUAGAGCAGUUUACAGCUGGAAGUUAAGCAGAACUAAACAAUUAUCUACUGCUGCUAAUACAGCGAUCAACAACGCUAUAGCCAACAUCCAAGUGUUAGACGACAGAUAUUAUGAGACUAUCGACCAAUCUAAUGACGCUUGCUUCUACUUACCUGACAUUCCGUCUGGACAACCUGUUAUUUUACCUGGAGAGUGUGACCCUAAUAUAAACGUUGUGCAGAACUUCAAUCCAGUUAGAUACAUGGGAACUUGGCGUAUGAUCGAGAGUUACGAAUCAGAUUUCCAAGCGGGUACUUGUAAUGAAGCGAAUUACCGUUUGCUGGCAAACGCAACAGUUGAUGUCACCAACACACAAGUUGUCAACCAGAACCUGGAAGUUGUCACUGGAUCUGCAGUAUUGGCUACAACUGAUGGCAGUGCGAAAUUACUUGUCACCUUCCCUAAUGCACCAGCACCUUCAGAAUACUGGGUCCUGGCUACCGACUACGAUAACUACGCUUUAGUGUAUAGCUGUCGUAACCUUAACAACCAACAACGACGAGUAUGGAGUUGGAAGCUCAGUAGGACUAGACAGUUAUCAGCCAGUGCUACUAACAGCAUCAAUCAGGUCGUGGAUAGAGUCAAUGUGUUAAAUAGUCGGUAUUACCAAACUAUUCAGCAAACAGACGCCGCUUGCUUCUACUAUCCAGAACCUGCGCCAAACACACCCGUUACAUUCCGAGGUCAAUGUGACCCUAAUAUACCGGUGGUGACCAAUUUCAAUCUUGCACAGUAUUUGGGAUUAUGGCACGACAUUUCUUCGUAUCCUACUGUCUUCCAAUUCGGGACAUGCAGCAAUGCUUUGUAUACUCUCAAUGGUGGCGUCGUCGAUGUCUUCAACACACAAGUCGUGAACCAAACUUUGGACACGAUCAGGGGAGUAGCGACUCUCGUCCCUGACCCUCAGAACAGCGCUAAAGUUAUAGUCAGCUUCCCCAUCGCUGGAACGAAUCUGACGACAUCAACUGAUUACUGGGUAUUGAGUACGGAUUAUUCUUCUUACGCUUUGGUCUAUUCGUGCACGAAUAUUGCCGAAGAUCGUCGUAGUGUCGGUAGCUGGAAGCUCAGUCGCACCAAGCAGUUAUCAGCAGCCGCGAACACUGCUAUUAAAAACGUCAUCAAUUCCGUCAACGUUCUCGAUAACCGUUACUUUAACGACGUUGACCAAAGCAGGGCAGGUUGCUUCUACUAUCCUGAACCAGAACCAGGCGUACCUGUCAUCUUCCCUGGACAAUGUGAUACCAAUAUACAAGCAGUCCCCAGCUUCAAUCUCACUCAAUUCACUGGGACUUGGUAUGAAAUUGAAGCGUAUCCGAAAGACCAACAAACCGGUCAAUGCGUCAACCAUCAGUACACGACUGCGACCACCGCGACUUUGAACCUUCAAUCGUUCAACGUCCUCAAUGAAACAUUGAGAACUACCAGCAGCGUUGUUUCUGUUACCUCAACUGACGGUAGCGGCAGAUUGUUAAUCACGCUUAGAGAAGGCACUCAAACAAUCGAAAUACCCUUUUGGGUGUUAAGUACGGAUUAUGAUAAUUAUGCUGUAGCCUACAGCUGUGUCAACCGAGAUUCUGACUUCAGAGCAAUCUACAGCUGGAAACUCAGCAGGAGUAAGACAUUGUCAGCGGCUUCAAACACAGCUAUUAACACAGCGAUAGCCAACAUCGAAGUCUUGGACAACAGGUACUAUGAGAACAUCGACCAGUCAGACCGUGCCUGCUUCUAUCUGCCAGACCUCGGCCCCAACGACCCCGUAGUGUUCCCAGGACAGUGCGAUCAGACCAUUCCAGUUGUGCAAAACUUCGAUCCAGUCAGAUACCAAGGCAGAUGGCGUAUGAUCGAAACAUACCAAUCAGAUUUCCAAGCUGGAACUUGUAACGAAGCUAACUACAUGUUGACUCCCAACUUGACUGUGGACGUCAUAAACACUCAAGUCGUGAACCAACAACUGCAAACAGAAAACGGCGUUGCAGUUCUAGCCACUACUGACGGCAGUGGAAAAUUACUUGUCACAUUCCCUAAUGCACCACAAUCAUCUGAAUACUGGAUCUUGGACACUGACUACUCCAACUACGCUCUGGUCUACAGUUGCAGAAACAUAAACUCUCAGCAGAGGAGAGUGUGGAGUUGGAAGUUAAGUCGCGAUAGACAAUUAUCAGCGGCCUCAGCAAAUGCUAUUAACCAAAUAAUAAACAGAGUAGAAGUACUAAACCCGCGCUACUAUCAAGCAAUCACACAGACAGACGCAGCUUGUUUCUACUUCCCCACGCCAGCGCCGAACAGGCCAGUCGUGUUCCGAGGACAGUGCGACAUGAACAUACCAGUGGUUACUAACUUCAGGCUAGCUGAUUACUUGGGUCUGUGGUACGAUAUCGAAUCUUACCCGUCCCUGUUCCAAGGCGGUAGUUGCAGCAACGCGUUAUACACGUUGAACGGAAGCGUCGUUGAUGUCUUCAACACUCAAGUCAUUAACCAAACUUUAGACACUAUAAAUGGAGUAGCGACUCUCACACCGGACCCCAAUAAUAGUGCAAAAAUAGUUGUCAGUUUCCCCAUCGCUGGGACAAAUCAAACAACCUCAACUGACUACUGGGUGCUCAGUACGGAUUAUUCUUCAUACGCUCUGGUAUACACAUGUUACAAUUUGGAUGCAGAACGUAGACAAGUUGCCAGCUGGAAACUCAGUAGAACGAAGCAAUUAACCGCAGCUGCAGUCACAAUAAUCAACAACGUCAUUAACACGGUCCCGGUGCUCGACGCGCGCUACUACGAGAACACGGACCAAAGCCCUGAAGGAUGCUUCUACUAUCCCGAACCACAGCCGGGAGUUCCUGUCGUGUUCCCUGGACAAUGCGAUAAUACUAUACAAGCUGUUCCCAACUUUAACUUUACUCAGUUCCAAGGAAGAUGGUUCGAAAUCCAAGCGUAUCCUAAAGAUCAACAAACAGGCCAAUGUGUUAUUCAUCAAUAUUCACAAAUUAAUAGCAGUACUGCGGAUCUUGAAUCUUUCAACGUUCAAGGACAAGAAUUGUUCAUGUCCGAAAGCAUUGUUAGUAUGACAUCGACUGAUGGCAGCGGGAGACUGUUGAUCACUCUCACAGAAGCUUCUGGAUCAAUUCAAAUUCCAUUCUGGGUUUUGAACACGGAUUACGAUAAUUACGCUUUAGCGUACAGCUGCGUCAACAGAGGGAAUGACUUCAGAGCAGUAUACAGUUGGAAACUCAGCAGAACGAAGCAAUUAUCUGUAGUAGCUAAUACCAGUAUUAAUAAUACCAUUGCUAAUAUUCCGGUAUUAGACAACAAGUACUACGAAGACAUAGACCAAUCCGAUGAAGGUUGCUUCUUCUUACCUGAACUAUCUCCCGGAUCCCCUGUAGAGUUUGUUGGACAAUGUGACCCUAACAUCACAGUGGUGCAGAACUUUGACCCUGUUAGAUACGCCGGACGUUGGCGUCUCAUAGAAACUUAUGAAUCCGACUUCCAAAGCGGAGCUUGUAACGAGGCUACUUACACUUUGACUCCGAACGGCACCGUCGAUGUAUUCAACACUCAAGUCAUCAACCAGACCUUGGACACGAUGACUGGCUCUGCAGUACUUGCGACUACCGAUAAUACGGGAAAAUUACUUGUUACUUUCCCUGGCACAUCACAACCCUCGGAAUAUUGGAUUUUGGAUACCGACUACGAUACAUAUGCACUGGUUUAUAGUUGUCGAAAUAUUAAUACUGAAAGGCGAAGAGUUUGGAGUUGGAAGCUCAGUCGUACGAGAUCAUUGUCAAUUGAUGCUGAAAGGAAUAUUAACAAUACUGUUAACAGCAUCAAUGUGCUCGAUGAGCGCUACUACCAGAGGAUAGAACAUACUGACAACAGCUGCUUCUACUACCCAACUCCUGACGGCAGACCAGUCGUCUUCAGAGGACAGUGCGAUGAAACCAUACCAGUCGUGCGCAACUUCGAUCUUAAUGCGUAUAUGGGUCUUUGGUACGACAUCGAGAGCUAUCCUCAGGAGUUCCAAGACGGUACCUGCGCCACCGCCACUUACAACCUCACACCCAACGGCGUCGACGUCUUCAACACACAAGUCAUCAACCAGCAAUUAGACACUAUCACUGCUGUCGCUGUACCCGCCUCCAACGACGGUUCAGCCAAGUUCACCGUCACAUUCCCUAUUGCUGGCACCAAUGCGACUAUCAGCACUCCAUACUGGGUAUUAUCAACUGAUUACACCGGAUUUGCCUUGGUGUACUCCUGUUCCAACAUCAACACUGAAUCCCGUAGAGUUUCCAGCUGGAAGUUAAGUAGACAGACGAACCUCACAACGGCAGCAGAACAAGCCAUCAACAACGUGAUAACAACUAUACCAGUACUAAGCAAUGAUUACUACGUCUCAAGAGGUCAUACUGAAGACGAUUGCUUCUAUUACCCUGAGAACAAUGGUGGACCUGUCAUACUGAACGGAGUUUGUGAGGAACAGAACCCUGUUACUGACUUCAAUGUUAACGCUUUCAGCGGAACAUGGUUUGAGGCUGCGAGAUUCCCAUCAGAACUGCAAAGAGGAGAAUGUGCAGCAAAGACAAUUACCAGCAGUUUGAAUACUUUAACGAUCAAUGAAACUUACGUAGACAAUGAGAGGCUUAAUACAAUCAAUGUUAGAGCUACAAUUUCUGCAGACGGGAGAGGUGUUCUGAACGCUACACUCACCGAUACUACAGGAACUUCCUUCGAUGCUACCAUCUACGUCCUGGCAACGGAUUAUACUGACUACGCUUUGCUAUUUACCUGCAGGAACCUCGGAAAUCAAUCUAAGCAAAUAUACAGUUGGAAAUUAAGCAGAUCUCAGGCGGGAUUAUCGCAAUCUGCCAACAACAGUAUAAACCAAGUUGUUAGUAAUACAACCGAUUUGUUCGAGAACUACUACGAGAGCAGCGACCAGAGUAACGCAGCUUGUUUCCACUAUCCGGUGUUCGACGAGAUGCCUCCAGCUAUAUUGUUGCCAGGACCUUGCGAUCAAACUAUUCGUGCUAAAGCCAACUUUAAUACUGCCAGUUUCGCUGGAAGAUGGAUAGAGAUCGCUCGUUACCCGCAAACAUCGCAACGUGGUCAAUGCAACAGACCGUUCUACGAUCUCAUAGACAACAGCUUUGAGGUCAUCAAUUCUCAAGUCAUCAAUCAAACUUUGGACACUAUCAUCGGCGAGGCUUUUGUAACCUCAACUGAUGGCAGCGGAGUAGUUACUGUUACGUUCAGAUUGCCUAAUGGUGAUGUAAAUGUAGCGACUCUUUACGUGCUGGAAACUGACUACACAAACUACGCCCUUCUUUACAGCUGCCAAAACAUAGCUAAUAAUAGAAGACAAGUGCACAGUUGGAAGCUUAGCAGAACUACAACUUUGAGUAACGAAGCCAAUAACGUAAUUAACAAUAUAGUAAAUAAUACAGAAGGUCUUUUGAAUGAUUAUUAUAUGACCACUGAUCAAAGUGAAGAGGCUUGUUUCUACAUACCCGAUGUGUUCCCCAACAUGGCUCCGACGUUCAGAGGACAAUGUGAGGAUAUUGUUGGUGUUCAAGGAUUUGAUAUGCAAAGGUACUUGGGCUGGUGGCAUGAAAUCGAACGUUAUCCAUCUGAUGACACUCUCGGAGAUUGCAUCAGUUCCGUGUUCAGUUCCUCCGGGAACCAGUUCCAAGUUGUCGACACAAACGUGUUUGGUGACAGCGCAGUUGUGAACACCAGCACGAUCACUGUUACCAAUAACGGCAGACUUAGAAAGACUCUAAGCAACGGACGUGUUAUUGAUAUGUGGGUGCUGGCUACUGAUUACGAGACAUACUCUCUCCUGUAUUCGUGUGAAAAUAUUAAUGCAGAAUAUAGACGUGUAUGGAGUGCCAAACACAGCAAGUCCCGGCAACUGACACAAGCAGCUCAGAACGCGAUGGCUCCAGUCAUUGCUUUCAACCGCGUCUUGUACCCGCAGUUCUACCUGCCAGUGAACCAGACUGACAAUGCCUGCUUCCACUACCCCGUGCAGACUGGACGACAGGUCAUCUUACCUGGUCAAUGUGAUUUGAACAUACCCGCGGUUAUGAACUUCGAUCCCGCACAGUACACCGGUACGUGGUACCAAAUAGAGCGGUAUCCACAAUUCCAUGAGGUGGGGGGCUGCACUGGCGCUCGCUACACAUUGAACGAGGCCACCGGCGUCGUGACGCUCCUCAACUGGGAGGUGGUUGAAGGAGUUCUUGACACCAUCGAAGGGACAGCGACUAUCAACUCCACAGAUGGCAGUGCCAGAUUAGUGGUAACACUACCAGACAGAUUGAGUGAUGACCCAGCAGCGACAGUGACCACAAGACUGUACGUGCUCACCACAGACUAUGUAUCCUAUUCUCUAGCGUACAGCUGCGUCAACGUCAAUCAGUUCCAGAGAUCUGUGGGUGUAUGGAAAUUAAGUCGUGCCAGGGUGAUGCCAGCGGCUGGCACGACCGCCAUCAACGAGUACAUGACAACUAGAGAGGAACUACACCAACCAUACUUCGUACAAGUCCAACAGAACGAUGACUGCGAAGAACCCAGCUCGGCUAUAUUAGUCAAAAGCAGUAUUAUUGUGAUGCUUGUUUGCGUCGUUUUACAGAUGUUUGUAUAAGUAACCUUAUAUUUGUAUUUUAAGUAGUAAUUUAAUUUAUAUUUGCAUUAUUUUUUGUAA
Molecule: messenger RNA, 10420 nt
Organism: Papilio polytes (common Mormon)
Lineage: Eukaryota; Metazoa; Arthropoda; Insecta; Lepidoptera; Papilionidae
Gene: Chbp
Exons: 58
Coding region: 41-10360 (3439 amino acids)
Molecular function (GO): pigment binding
Source: RefSeq, a predicted model, not a curated record